Cajanus cajan (pigeon pea) is the source of this 2690-nucleotide messenger RNA. RefSeq names its product glycerophosphodiester phosphodiesterase GDPDL3. Gene Ontology annotation, molecular function: glycerophosphodiester phosphodiesterase activity. NCBI's taxonomy places the organism in Eukaryota, Viridiplantae, Streptophyta, Magnoliopsida, Fabales, Fabaceae. The record is from RefSeq and is a predicted model, not a curated record. Gene Ontology annotation, biological process: lipid metabolic process.
CUGCCUUCGAAGUAGACUUGAAUAGAAUACCAAGAACAAAAAGCCAAGGUUAAAAAGGGUGUUGUCUUAUGCAUAUAAAUAUUCCUCUAGUUGAACAAUUCAAGUUCAUCAUAGCUAGCUAAGUCCUUUUAGUCAGAAACAUUCAUUUUUUGGUUUUCUUUUUAAGAACUGCAAAAUUCUCGUAAUUGGUAUCUAGCUCCCUAAAGUUUAUUAAGUCCCAGAUAAGGGUUUUCUUGCUAGGAUUUGGAACCUAUUUGUGGCACUUCAUGGCUCUCUCUCGAGUACUUGCUAUACUCAUUCUUCAGUACUCAUUGGUGGCACUGGUUUCUUCAUCUGGUGGUUCACGAGGUGGCUGGAAAACAUUGCAAGGAUCUCCACCACUGGUGAUAGCACGUGGUGGAUUUUCAGGGAUAUUUCCAGAUUCAAGUUCACUAUCCUAUGGUUUGGCACUAGACACUAGUGGCCCAAAUGUGACUCUAUGGUGUGAUGUGCAAUUGACAAAGGAUGGAGUUGGGAUUUGCUUCCCAGAGCCCAAGCUGGACAAUGCCACUGACAUUUUCAUUGCUUACCCUCGCAAGCAAAAGGAUUACUCACUUAAUGGGGUCUCAACCCGGGGAUGGUUUUCUGUGGAUUACAACUUUGAUCAACUAGCAAAUGUCUCUCUUGUUCAGGGAGUGUACUCUCGGACUAAUAAGUUUGAUGGCAACAAGCUUCGCAUUCUAACUGUUGAAGAAGUAGCUAAAUUAAGAAAAUCACCAUCUACAGGCCUGUGGUUAAAUGUUCAGCAUGAUUCAUUCUUCAAGCAACAAAAUUUGAGUGUAGAAAAUUUUCUACAAACUCUCUCUACUAAAAGUGUAUCUAUCAACUACAUCUCAUCACCUGAUGUGGAUUUCUUAAGAAGAGUAAAAUCAAGCUUUAGUCCUGGAACAACCAACCUGGUCUUCAGGAUUCUAGAGCAAUCUAUGAUUGAACCUACAACCAAUCAUACUUAUGGUGAACUCUUGAAAAAUCUUGCGUUUAUCAAGACAUUUGCUUCAGGAAUUCUUGUUCCUAAGGGCUAUAUAUGGCCUUUGGACUCAGGCCUUUAUCUACAACCACAUACCCCUCUUGUCACAAAUGCUCAUAAAGAAGGGUUGCAAGUUUUUGUAUCAGACCUUAUCAAUGAUGUUCCAUUUAGCUACAAUUUCAGUUAUGAUCCUCUGGCUGAGUUAUUAGCUUUCACUGAUGGUGGUGAUUUCUCUGCUGAUGGUGUGCUGUCUGACUUCCCAGUAACUCCAUCUGCAGCCAUAAAUUGUUUUUCUGGUCUAGGGAAAAAUGCCAAAAAACAAGUGGAGACUUUGGUUAUCACAAAAUAUGGAGCAAGUGGAGGCAUAUAUCCUGCUUGUACUGAUCUUGCAUAUAAGAAAGCUAAAUCAGAUGGGGCAGAUGUACUUGACUGUCCUGUUCAAAUGUCCAAGGAUGGCACACCCUUUUGCUUAAGCUCUAUAGAUCUUUCAGAGAGCACAACAGUUUCUAACACAAAAUUCAAAAACCGUGCAACAACUAAUCGGGAGCUUAAAAAUGGAAGUGGCAUAUAUACAUUCAGCUUGACAUGGGAUGAGAUAAAAACAUUGACACCCUCAAUAUUGAACCCUUAUAAGAAAUACUUACUGUCCCGGAAUCCAAAAUUCAAAAAUCAAGGAAAACUUUUAACCUUGUCUGAUUUUUUGAUCUUGACUGAAGGCUCUCGCAUCUUGAUCAGCAUAGAGAAUGCUGCCUAUCUUGCACAGAAGCAGAAAUUAAGUGUGACCAAUGCAGUCCUUAAUGCUUUACAGAAAGCAAAACCAAGAUCACAUAAAGUCAUGAUUCAGUCAACUCAUAGCUCUGUGCUUAAAAUAUUCAAAGAUAAAUCCAAAUAUGAAAGGGUUUACAAGAUUGAUGAGAAUAUUCGCGAUGCCACUGACUCAGCAAUUAAGGAAAUCAAAACAUUUGCUGAUUCUGUGGUAAUAGGAAAGACAUCAGUUUUUCCUGAAACUGAAGCUUUUCUAGUUAGCUCUACAAACACUGUGACAAGGCUAAAAUCAUUUAAGAUCCCAGUUUAUGUAGAAACAUUCAGCAAUGAAUUUGUGUCUCAAGCAUGGGACUACUACUCAGAUGCAUCUAUUGAGAUAAAUUCAUUUGUCAUUGGACUCGAGGUUAAUGGCAUUAUCACUGACUUCCCUAAGACAGCUGAUAGAUACAGGAGGAACUUGUGUUUAAAGCAUAGUAAAAAAGCACCUUAUAUGAGACCUAUUGAACCUGGCAAACUCUUACAACAAAUUUCUAAGUUAUACUUUCCAUCACUUCCCCCUACACUCCCCGUGUUGACUAAAAAUAAUGUGACAGAGACACCUUUGCCUGGUAUUUCUAGAAGAGUUCCAACUACCAAAGGUGCUGCUGCAGUAGGAACUGUAGCUCCUGCCUCCAUCACAACAUAAAUAAAAGUAAACAAGAAAACCCAGUGUAGCAUUCAUGCAUGCCAUUGCCUCGUGAACUCCAUAAUUGGGAAAGGAAUUAAAGGAUUUAUUUAUAGGAGAAGUAUUAUUUUUUCUAAUAAAUUGAACUUUAGAGUUGUUAUGACUUAUGAUAGUUGCUAUUGUAAGAUGCUAUGAUCCUUAUAGUUUUUUUUUUUUUAAUUGGGAUGCAUAAGUUAACAAGUUUUUGGAGAAAUU